UUGAUCCAUAAAAAUCAUAGGUUUCGGUUGAAGAAAAAUCGUAAAGCAGUGGCUUUCUUUCACCCUUACUGCAAUGCUGGUGGUGGUGGCGAGCGUGUCCUGUGGUGUGCUGUCAAUGCCAUGCAAAAAAAAUACGGUGAGAAAUAUCAUUACGUGGUUUAUACGGGAGAUGUGGAUGUGAGUCGUGAAGAGAUCAUUAGCAAGGCUAAAAGUUGCUUCAAUAUCGAAGUGGUCGAUACAAACCUGCAAUUCAUUUACUUGCGGUAUUUUUAG
Gongylonema pulchrum is the source of this 273-nucleotide messenger RNA. Lineage: Eukaryota; Metazoa; Nematoda; Chromadorea; Rhabditida; Gongylonematidae. The record is from the annotation of a GenBank genome assembly.